GGCUCCACUCCCUGCACUACUUCUACGUUGCGGUGUCGGAGCCCAGCCCAGGGGUGCCCCAGUUCAUGUCUGUGGGGUACGUGGAUGGGAACCUCUUUGUGUGCUACGAUAGCGAGAUGGGGAGGAUGGUGCCCCGGGCGGACUGGGUGAGGGGGGCUGUGGACUCCCAGUACUGGGACAGGAACACCCAGUACCCACAGGGGUGGCAGCACGUUAACCUCGAGAACCUGAACCCACUGCAGCGCCGCUACAACCAGAGCGGGACUCCUGGCGGCGCUUGGCCUGAUCAGCGUAAAGCGCCCGUGGAUAAUGACGCGGUGGGAAACACCCGGCGCAGGCAAGGGGAUGCCCUUGGCCGAGGCACUACAGAAUCGGAGAAGGGUUUUUGGAACAGCGAGUCCAUCACAAAAGCGCCCAGGUACUUGGCGCCGAGAAGAGCGGCCGUGUAG
Molecule: messenger RNA, 449 nt
Organism: Leptosomus discolor (cuckoo roller)
Lineage: Eukaryota; Metazoa; Chordata; Aves; Leptosomiformes; Leptosomidae
Source: RefSeq, a predicted model, not a curated record